Molecule: messenger RNA, 571 nt
Organism: Suillus bovinus
Lineage: Eukaryota; Fungi; Basidiomycota; Agaricomycetes; Boletales; Suillaceae
Exons: 2
Coding region: 159-512 (117 amino acids)
Source: RefSeq, a predicted model, not a curated record
CGAUCAGGAAUUCUCAGACUCCAGUGUCUUUCAAGUCCAGUGCAAGUCCACCAGAACUCUCCCUCAAAACAUGAAGUCCACCAAGCCGGACGAAAUUUCCUUGCAGGUGAAUGAGAUAGGCGAGGUGUUUACUCGGAACGUAAAGCCAAAAGACAUGCAUGCCAUCGUACAGAAACAUAACUCUAGUCAACCCCGUAACCAGUGCCGGCGAACUAACAGCGUCUGACAUCCCCGGCUGGGCCUGCGCUGGAUUCGGGCUCCAAUUUACCAUGUAUUCGAUUGUGACGCCCGCCAUGUUCCAAAGAAUACUUGAAGUGUCGCCUGUCGCGCACAUCGAUAAUGUACGCGUGCCUGUGUUGUUGAUGGAAGAUGGCGUACGUGUGGUAUUGGCGCAGGGAUUAAGGUUUUAUUACGCGCUCAAGGACAGGGAGAGGAGAAUGGAAAUGUUGUGGGCGAGAUGUAUCUGCUUGGAUGGGAUUGCGGCGAGGGUUUCGUGGGAGGGAUCGGUUUAAGAAGCUGGAGCAAAACCAAGCUGACUGAUGGCAAUAUGAGGCCACAAAUAAUGAUUUGG